This is a messenger RNA of Dichotomopilus funicola, 1380 nucleotides long. Its product is annotated as major facilitator superfamily domain-containing protein. Bases 1 to 1380 code for a protein of 459 amino acids. Gene Ontology annotation, cellular component: brush border membrane. The transcript is spliced from 3 exons. Gene Ontology annotation, molecular function: transmembrane transporter activity. Gene Ontology annotation, biological process: transmembrane transport. NCBI's taxonomy places the organism in Eukaryota, Fungi, Ascomycota, Sordariomycetes, Sordariales, Chaetomiaceae. The record is from RefSeq and is a predicted model, not a curated record.
AUGUCACCACCGGUCGAACCCAGCACCCGCAAAAGGGUGUUGCGGGUAAUCUUUGUUUCUCUUUUGCUGGAUCUCAUCUCCUUCACAUUCAUCCUCCCCCUUUUCCCGAAGCUGCUCGAGUUCUACCGCAAUGUCGAAGCUCCGCUCGAUGCCGGCGCGCCGCCUUCCAAAACGCUGCUCUCCAAUGUGCUCGGGUACCUCAAUGCGUACAAGGCUGCCUUUGCGCGCCCGAUCGACUCGCGAUAUGAUAUUGUGCUGCUAGGCGGGGCUCUGGGGAGUCUAUUCUCCCUCCUCCAAGCCAUUGCAUCUCCCAUCAUCGGCCGACUCUCCGACAAAUACGGCCGACGCACCGCCCUACUCGCCAGCAUGGCCGGCAACAUCCUCUCCGUCCUCCUCUGGGUGGUAGCAGUCGAUUUCCGAACCUUUCUCGCCUCGCGCGUCGUCGGCGGCCUGUCCGAAGGCAACGUACAGCUUGCCACGGCGAUCGCAACCGACAUCUCCGACGCCAACAGCCGCGGUUCGACCAUGGCGCUCAUCGGCGCAUGCUUCUCCAUCGCUUUCACCUUUGGCCCCGCCCUCGGCGCUUGGCUCAGCACCAUCGCUACCGUCGCUGCCAACCCGUUCGCUACCGCCGCUGGUGUCUCGCUGUUCCUGAUCGUUACCGAGACUGUCUACCUGUAUUUCAGCCUGCCCGAAACACUCCCUUCCAUGGCCAACAAGCCCGAUGCCGAUGCUGGCAAGGACAAAACCCCGCGCCAACCCCAAACACCCCUCCAACGAACCAACUCCCACCUCCUCCUCAACCUAGUCCACCUAACCUUCCUCCUCUUCUUCUCCGGCAUGGAAUUCUCCCUCCCCUUCAUGACCUACGACCUCUUCUCCUACUCCUCCUCCCACAACGGCCGACUCCUCGGCUACAUCGGCCUCGUCGCCUCCCUCCUCCAAGGCGGCGUCACCCGUCGCCUGCCACCCUUACUAUCCGUCCGCAUCGGCGUCAUCUCCUGCCUCGUCUCCUUCGCUUUGCUCGCGCGCAUCUCGUCUGUCUCAGGUUUGUAUCUAGCCGCUACUGGCCUGGCCACGACGUCGGCGACGGUGGUGACGGGGUUGAAUGCGCUGAGCAGUUUUGAGGCGAGGGAGGAUGAGCGUGGGGGGAAGUUGGGGAUGUUGAGGAGUUGGGGGCAACUGGGGCGUGGGUUGGGACCGGUGUUGUUUACGAGUGUGUAUUGGUGGGCCGGGAGGGAGAUGGCUUAUGCGGUGGGUGCGGUGGGGAUUGCGGGGGUUGCGACUUUGGUGCUGUUUGGGUUGAAGUCGCCGCCGGGGUCGGGAGGGCUGAAGAAGAAGGUUGGGUCGGGACCGGUGAAGGACAAGAAGGAGCUCUGA